This is a messenger RNA of Morone saxatilis (striped sea-bass), 5240 nucleotides long. It is a transcript of the gene map3k10, whose product is annotated as mitogen-activated protein kinase kinase kinase 10. Gene Ontology annotation, molecular function: protein binding; JUN kinase kinase kinase activity; ATP binding. Gene Ontology annotation, biological process: protein phosphorylation; positive regulation of apoptotic process. The record is from RefSeq and is a predicted model, not a curated record. The transcript has 11 exons. NCBI's taxonomy places the organism in Eukaryota, Metazoa, Chordata, Actinopteri, Moronidae.
UUUGGGGGGUGGGGAGGGGGGGCUUACACAUGGUUGUGCUCUGCUGGGUGUCAUUGUUUGACCUGAUGUACAUUGUCCUCGAAUGAACUUGCCUUUGGGAAUACAUGUUACUUACACACUGCGUAGCAACAGCACAGCAGCAACCGGUGACAGGGUUUGGCACAGUUUCAACAACGCGAUGUGGUGAUGGGGGAGAGCAGUUGCAGCUCUCUGAUCCUCUGAUCCCCUCUCCCCCCUACUGGUGGUCGAGGACACCUCGACUCUGUCAAUGGGCCCUGUAUGGAUUUUGUGCCUGAGUUGACAGAGGGCAGACCUACAGCAUCAAACAGCCAUCAGGCUGCCAUGAACCCAUACGGCAGAGCGAGCGGCACAGCAGCCCCCCUGUCCUGCACCAGCUGUGGGGGCUGCUGCUCCCCGCCUCCCCCUUGCCUAAUCCCGCCAGGGCCUCCCUCCUCUACUAUCUCCUCCUCCAUGCCCCCGAAUAUGACCCCUCCACCACCGAUGUUUCCGGCGCCAGUCGUGCAGGUGGAGAAUGGUAGCAGCUGGAACUCCACCAUCUCCUCCUCCGGCUCCCCAGACUCCCACCCUGGUCACCGCUGUGGGGCCAACAACCCCAACCCCUACUGGACGGCGGUGUUCGACUAUGAGGCCACAGCAGAUGAGGAGCUAACCCUGCGGCGCGGGGACCUUCUCGAGGUUCUCUCCAAAGACUCCAAGGUUUCUGGGGACGAGGGUUGGUGGACGGGCAAGAUCCAGGACAAGGUGGGUAUCUUUCCAAGCAACUACGUCACAAAGGGGGACCCUGCCAACUACCAGCAGCUGGCUGCAGGAGGGCUGGUGGCAGGUGGGGUGGGUGAUUGCCCCUUGGAGAUAGACUUCUCAGAGCUGCUCCUGGAGGAGGUGAUUGGAGCUGGUGGGUUUGGUAAGGUGUACAAAGGAGUAUGGCGGGCAGAAGUAGUAGCAGUAAAGGCCGCCAGGCAGGACCCCGAUGAGGAUAUUAGUGUGACAGCAGAGAGCGUACGACAGGAGGCCAGGCUGUUCUGGAUGCUUCGUCAUCCCAACAUAAUCGCCCUCCGCGGGGUCUGCCUGCGGGAGCCCAACCUGUGCUUGGUGAUGGAGUACGCCAGAGGGGGGGCACUGAACCGAGCACUUGCUGGAAAAAAGGUUCCUCCGAGGGUUCUGGUGAACUGGGCGGUCCAGAUUGCGACGGGGAUGGACUACCUGCACAACCAGGCGUUCGUACCCAUCAUCCACAGAGACCUCAAGUCCAGCAAUAUCCUCAUCCUGGAGCCGGUGGAGCGGGACGAUUUGUGCGGGAAAGUCCUGAAGAUCACAGACUUCGGUCUGGCCAGAGAGUGGCACCAGACCACCAAGAUGAGUGCAGCGGGGACGUAUGCCUGGAUGGCCCCGGAGGUCAUCAAGCUCUCGCUCUUCUCCAAGAGCAGCGAUGUGUGGAGUUUCGGUGUGUUACUGUGGGAGCUGUUGACCGGUGAGGUUCCCUACCGGGAGAUAGAUGCUCUGGCAGUGGCUUACGGUGUUGCCAUGAACAAGCUAACACUUCCUGUCCCCUCAACGUGCCCUGAACCUUUCGCUCAGCUGCUGGCAGGUAAGCAGCCCAAACACCUGGACACUUUUGAGUGGUUAUUAAAUCCAAGAAUACAGAUUUGUGAUUUUCAAGAAAGAACAAACGUCUCACUGUGAAAACAGUUUGACAGAUAUCGUGCUGAUCAGCGUGAGCUGAGAUCUUGGGAGGAGGCGUUGGCUCGUGCAGCCGAGGAGCAGAGGGAGCAGGAGGAGCAGCUGCGGAGGAGAGAGCAGGAGCUGGCGGAGAGGGAGAUCGACAUUGUGGAGCGAGAGCUGAACAUCAUCAUCCACCAGGUGUACCAGGAGAAACCCAGCGUUAAGAAGAGAAAGGGCCACUUCAAGAAGAGCAGACUGCUGAAGCUGGGCCGAGACAGCAACUGCAUCAGUCUGCCCUCUGGCUUUGAGCAUAAGAUCACAGUUCAGGCGUCUCCCAGUGUGGACAAGAGGAAGACUCAGGGGAGCGAGAGCACCACCCCGCCUGCCAGCCCAGGCGUCAUACCCCGACUGAGGGCCAUAAGACUGACACCAAGUGAUGGCAGUAAGACGUGGGGCCGCAGUGCUGUGUGUAAGAAGGAAGAUCUGUCGACCAGCAAGAAGAAAGGACGGACGUGGGGACCGAGCUCCACCCACCAGAAAGAGAGGGUCGGCGGGGAGGAUAAACUGAAGUCUUUGGGUGAGGGAUCUAAAGUUUGGUCGUCCAGUGCACCAAAUCUGGGCAAGUCCCCCAAACAUGCACCCAUGACCGCUGGCUUCUCCAGCCUCAAUGAAAUGGAGGAGUGCUGUGAGUUUGAGGAGUCACCAGGGUCCCUGCUGCCCUCAGAGACCAGCAGUAACGGGGCUGUGGAGGACCCGGGGUCCCUGUGGGGAAGCCUGGGGCACAACGCGGUGCCGGCUAUCGGCGGCUGUCAGGGGCCCGGAGGCCUGGUGACGGGGGCGAGCUACCAGGACUCGCUCCGUCGCUGCAGCCAGAGGAAGAAGAGUGACAUGUUGCUGUUGGGUUGCGCCUCUCUGCUCGCGUCUGUCGGCCUCGGACAAGACCUGCUGCAGCUCGGAAAACUACAGGUGCUUCAGGAUGAGCACGACCUCAGAGAGGAGCAGCGUAAGAAGAAGGAGGGUCUCUUCCAGCGGACUGGACGUUUCCGUCGCAGCACCUCUCCGCCCAGCCGAAACCUCUCGCUCUCCCUCUCCAGACAUCACGACUCAACACUUCCCUGCAUGGACCCUUCUCCCUCUGUUACACUCCUCUCUUUGUCCUCCCUGUCUGACUGCAACUCCACCAAGUCCCUUCUUCCCUCCGAUCCCGACGAUUACCCCCUGACCCCGGGGGUUAAAACACCCGUGGCGCUACCGGCUCCUGCCCUCAACCCACUCCUGGACCUGCGGGCGGAGAGCUUCAAGAAGGAGCCCAACCAGUCACUCACGCCCACUCACGUGUCUGCAGCCAUGGCCCUGAACAGAGGACACAGACGGACCCCUUCAGAUGGGGCGAUACGACCGAGAGCUCAAACUCUGGGACACCACAGGACGCCGUCAGAUGGAAGCAUGCCCAUGCCUCCUCCACCGGGAGCACCACACAAAACUACCAAAAAAGGUACCCAGGACACCCUGGACAUCCCUCGCCUCCCUGACCCCACUGCCAUCUUCCCAGUCCCCCUUCGGCGUAAAGCCCCCGCUCCACCGAUCCCCGACCCGGAUCCUCUCUGCCUCAUCAGCCCCCUGGAGAGACCUAAAACGCUGGAGUUUGCCCCCCGUCCGCGGCCCACCCCGGCCAGGAUGAGAGCCGACCCCUGGAAGCUGGGCUCUCUCUCCCGGACUCUCAGCUCGUCGCCGGGCAGCAGCUGCGACAGCCCCCUUGGUUCAGGGGACAGCAGCGCCAGCGCCAGUGCCGCGCCAGCACAGCGCAACCUGAUGGACAUGGACGUGGAGGGUCAGAGUUUGGACCCCACCGUUCCUCUGUGUGGACAGCGGAAACCGGCCACGCUCUGCGGACAACAAUACUCAUAAUGAAAAACAGCAAGUGGACAUUUCCUGCUUUUUUCGAACCCGUUCCCAGAACAUAAGAGCUUGUGCUGCAUAAGGAACGUCUACUGAUGUCUGAGCCGAGCAAAGUGCACUCACUGAAAGUUUGCAAAAACAUCUCGUCAUGUUUUAGGCACUUCCUGGAAGCUGUUCCUCUCAUGUGUCCUUUUAGUGUCCUAAUAAGGUGUGAAACCUUUAGAGCAAGCCUUUCCCUAAUAGUGCUCUCUAACCUGCACGACACUUGGGGGUCCUAGAGGCCUUUUUAAAAAGCCUUGUAGUGUGCUCACCCACCUACCUUACCCAAUACUUAUCCCUCCCAGGAAGCCAUCUCUACCCACUUCUUAGCGCCCCAUGACCAGGUUAUGACUCACAACUAUCAAAAGCCAUUCAAGUACUUAAAAAGCCACUUUUUUUGACUUUGCUAACUGUUCAUUUUGACCCAUCUGCUUGUGCUUUAGCGUGUCUGUGUAGCUGUUCACUUUCUGCUUGCAUCUCUCACUCCACAAAGACCACAAAAAAAAAAUCACAUUUCACCUAAACAUACAUCGCUUCAGGAGUGUUUCCCUGACAAAAAAGAAGGAGCUGGACUGUGUCUUUGUUCUUGUUUUGCACACUGUUUGUUCUGCCGGUGCACAAAUAUCUCCCAUAAACCCCUCCUGCGUCAGCUAUGCCUUCAUCCUCACGUGUCAUCUCUCUGCACUGGGGGGUCUUCAUCACCUCUUCCCUGCAAGACUGAGACAGGAAAAAAGCCUUUUUUUUUCUCUCUGACUGCACUUGUGGACUGGUGAUAUCCUCAGCCUUGUACAAAAAAAAAAAGAGUUUAUUUUCUCAGUGCAUCCCUUCCGCAACCGCAAUGUUUUUCUAUGGGUUUGGCAGACCAGGUGUGUUUCUCUUUGUGUGAAUGUGUAUAUAUAUUACUGUACAUGUGUGGAAGAACAACUUUUUUUUUUUUUUUGCGUGCUGGUGCUUUUUCAGUGCAUGUUAUUUUACGUUUGAAUGGUGCAGCAGUUCUUCAAAAUAAGACCACUGGUUGCUACACACUUUCUCAUCUGUUUGUCUUUCACAUGUUUUCUUUGUUUCUGAUAUAAACAUUCCUCACUAGCGGUCAGUAGCACUCUGUAUGGAUCCCAUUCACCCCACUGAAAUGGACACAAACGAAAGGAAGGUUCAUGUUCUCCUCUGAUGUAUUCAACAUCGGUCUCUCUUUGGACUCACGGCUGACAACUUUUAUCUGCGGAGUUGUUUUCGCACCAUGGACAUUUCCUCUGCAGGUGGUUAUUUACUUGACAGUGCAAAUUUCUCUAAAUGAGUGUGUGAGUGUGAAUAUGGGUGUGUGUGUGUGUGUGUGUUGUUAUUUGUAUGGGAUGAUGACAAUCCCAUCGGUAAAAGAGUGAGCCCAAACUCAUUCUCCUCGUGGUUAAGAACACUGAGUAUUUAUUAAAUUUAUUGUUAUUAUUGGAAAGGAUUAAUUAUUAUUAUGAUGCUCUUCCUGGGAUAUCUGUAUAUAUUUGUUAAUAUAACAGGAAAAACCAAGGAAAACCUAAGAAACUGCUUACUGAAACGUCCAUGUUGUGUCUAGUCUCAACCUGUGACAUUUCUGGGUUCAGUGAGGAAUAAGUGUGAAAUGUGACGAAUGA